GGCAGAGCUGGACGCCUCCCGCUUCCUCCCUGGCCCGGCCCCUGGUCCUUCGUGGGCCGCGCUCCGCCGCCAUGCGCUCGGAGAUGGAGCCGCUGCUCCUGGCCUGGAGCUAUUUUAGGCGCAGGAAGUUCCAGCUCUGCGCAGAUCUGUGCACGCAGAUGCUGGAGAAGUCCCCUUAUGACCAGGAACCAGAUCCUGAAUUGCCAGUGUCUCAGGCAGCUUGGAUUUUAAAGGCACGAGCACUAACCGAAAUGGUGUACGUAGAUGAAAUUGAUGUAGAUCAGGAAGGAAUUGCAGAAAUGAUGCUGGAUGAAAAUGCUAUUGCUCAAGUUCCACGCCCUGGCACAUCUUUGAAACUCCCUGGAACUAAUCAGACGGGAGGGCCUAGUCCAGCUAUAAGGCCAAUCACUCAAGCUGGAAGACCCAUUACAGGUUUCCUUAGACCCGGCACACAGAGUGGAAGGCCUGGCACCAUGGAGCAGGCCAUCAGAACUCCCAGAACUGCCUACACAGCUCGCCCUAUCACCAGCUCAUCUGGAAGAUUUGUCAGGCUGGGAACGGCUUCCAUGCUUACAAGUCCUGAUGGACCUUUUAUAAACUUAUCUAGACUGAAUUUAACAAAAUAUGCCCAGAAACCUAAAUUGGCAAAGGCUUUGUUUGAAUAUAUCUUUCAUCAUGAAAAUGAUGUUAAAACUAUUCAUCUUGGGGAUGUCGCUCUACAUCUUGGCAUUGAUAUAAUGGUGUUGAGGAAUAGGAACCACAUUGAAUCAAAGGCUUUGGACUUGGCUGCCCUUUCCACAGAGCACUCUCAGUACAAGGACUGGUGGUGGAAAGUGCAGAUUGGAAAAUGUUACUACAGGUUAGGAAUGUAUCGUGAAGCAGAAAAACAGUUUAAAUCAGCCCUGAAGCAGCAGGAAAUGGUAGAUACAUUUCUCUACUUGGCAAAAGUUUAUAUCUCAUUGGAUCAACCAGUGACAGCUUUAAAUCUUUUCAAACAAGGCUUAGAUAAGUUUCCAGGAGAAGUAACCCUACUUUGUGGAAUUGCCAGGAUCUAUGAGGAAAUGAACAAUAUUUCAUCAGCAGCGGAAUACUACAGAGAAGUUUUGAAACAGGACAAUACUCAUGUGGAAGCCAUUGCGUGCAUUGGAAGCAACCACUUUUAUUCUGAUCAACCAGAAAUAGCUCUUCGGUUUUACAGGCGACUCCUGCAGAUGGGUGUUUAUAACUGUCAGCUCUUUAACAAUCUGGGACUCUGCUGCUUCUAUGCCCAGCAGUAUGAUAUGACUCUGACCUCGUUCGAACGUGCCCUUGCUCUGGCUGAAAACGAAGAAGAGGCAGCCGAUAUCUGGUACAACCUGGGCCACGUAGCUGUGGGCAUAGGGGAUAUGAACUUGGCCCAUCAGUGCUUCAGGCUCACUCUGGUCAACAACAAUCACCACGCCGAGGCCUACAACAACCUGGCUGUGCUGGAGAUGCGGAAGGGCCAUGUCGAGCAGGCAAGAGCACUGCUACAAACCGCAUCAUCUUUAGCACCCCAUAUGUAUGAGCCACAUUUUAAUUUUGCAACGGUCUCUGAUAAGAUUGGAGAUCUACAGAGAAGCUAUGUUGCUGCUCAGAAGUCGGAAGCAGCAUUUCCAGAUCAUGUGGAUACCCAACAUUUAAUUAAACAGCUAAAGCAGCAUUUUGCUAUGCUCUGAUUGUCCCACAGACCAAGUAUAUCCUUAUGAGGGCGCAUUACACAAGGGAAAAAGUAGUGUUUAUAUAUAUAUAGGAUAUACAAACCUGUGCUUGAUAUUAGUGAAGAGGACUUAAGGGAGUUUAUGCAAGAAUUUAUAAUGCAUACUUGAUAAUAACUUGUAUAAUAUUAUAAAAGAUAGGAUUUAAUAUUUGUAAGUAGAUCGUGAAAACUUCUCCCAUAUCUUAUGGUAGAUGUUUAUAAAAAUGUUUACAAAACAUUUUCAUGAAUUUCCUCAAAUGUUUAUAAAUGCAUAUUUUUAAUGUCGUUAAUUUGGCCAUUAGCUAACAUGUAGCUUCAGAGGUCUGAAAUCUGCCAUUAAAAUUGCACUUUUAUGGCUAGAAGUGUGUGUAUUCAUCCCAAUUAGAGCUUAAAAAUUGUAUUUAAAACUAUUUAUCAAAUGCUUUUUAAGACACUGUACAUUUUCUUAUAUAUUAUGCUUUAAAAUGAAUCAGUGUAUAAUA
Messenger RNA from Zalophus californianus (California sea lion), 2199 nucleotides. RefSeq names its product tetratricopeptide repeat domain 8 (gene TTC8). Lineage: Eukaryota; Metazoa; Chordata; Mammalia; Carnivora; Otariidae. Gene Ontology annotation, cellular component: BBSome; ciliary basal body; non-motile cilium. Gene Ontology annotation, molecular function: protein binding. The record is from RefSeq and is a predicted model, not a curated record. Gene Ontology annotation, biological process: non-motile cilium assembly. Bases 72 to 1697 code for a protein of 541 amino acids. The transcript has 16 exons.